Molecule: messenger RNA, 2675 nt
Organism: Ostrinia nubilalis (European corn borer)
Lineage: Eukaryota; Metazoa; Arthropoda; Insecta; Lepidoptera; Crambidae
Gene: Hsepi
Product: D-glucuronyl C5-epimerase B
Exons: 10
Coding region: 153-2024 (623 amino acids)
Biological process (GO): heparan sulfate proteoglycan biosynthetic process
Cellular component (GO): Golgi apparatus
Molecular function (GO): heparosan-N-sulfate-glucuronate 5-epimerase activity
Source: RefSeq, a predicted model, not a curated record
CAGCUGCGCACGGAUCGUGGACGUAUUUCUGCUGUAAAGUCGGUUUUCUAUGGAAUUUACUUGUUUCACCUGAAAUAUUUGUGAAAGUUACUAUUCAUGCGCUGUGUAAAUAGUAAUAUUUAGUGAUUAAGAUGUGACAAAAACAAGUUCUUAUGACUAGUGUCCAUAUAUUGCUCUUCAAACAACGUCGGAACGGAUGGAAUACUACUACUGUAUACAAAGUGACAAUGAUGAAGGUGGGGCGCGUGAGCAUGCGGCUGCUGCUGGGCAUGCUGUGCUUCUCCGUGCUGCUGCUCACGCUCAUCUGGAGCCACUGCGGGGAGGUCCCGCGCAAGCCAAUAGGCUCGGUGAUAUCCAACGCCCUCUCCGAGCGCAAGGCUGCCAGCGACGAGAUCGAGUGCGUCAUCAACGGCGAGUACUCGGUGGCGUGCCGCCGCGAUAGAGACGAAGUCUUCGUGCCUUUCUCAUUCAUCCACAAGUACUUUGAGAUCUAUGGGAAAAUAACUUCGGGGGAUGGUGGAGAAAAAUUCGAAUGGUCACACAGCUACAGCAAAAUCUACCAUCCCAAGAAGAAGUACGAUCCGCGCGGCACCUUUACUACAUUCGAGAAUUACAACGUGGAGGUGCGGGACCGGGUAAAAUGCAUCAGCGGCAUCGAAGGCGUCCCGGUCUCGAUGCAAUGGGAGCCAAAAGGGUUCUUCUAUCCAACGCAGAUAGCUCAAUUUGGACUGGCACAUUACAGCAAGAACUUGACAGAACCGGAGCCUCGGAGAAGAAUAAUAGACGAUGGGGAGAAGCAUCUAGAGAAUUGGAUCGUCAGCAAAGACGCUUAUAUGGCCCGGGAAUACGACACGGCUCUCCACACAAAUGUCCUGAGGUUCUCGACGUCAGACCACGCGUCGAGCCAAGUCUGGCUGAAGGUCAACAUCACCCAAGAUUUUGUGCUGAGUCUAGAUCUGACAUUAUCUGCCAACUCCUCGCUGACAGUCGUGCUCCAGAAUAAGGAUAAAAAGGAAACAGUGUACUUACAUUACGUUACUAGUCAACAGUUAAUUUAUGCGCAAGAGGACCACAUCUACUACGGUAUCGGCACAGAGCCUCUGUGGAGGCGAGUCACCCGCGACCUGAUCAUCGACAUGCAGAAGGGCUGGGCGCUGCUGGACAAGCCCAAGAGAAAGUCGCCACGGUCCAAGUUCAAGAUAUCAUCCAUCAUCCUGAGCGGCGCGGGCAGCGUGGACAACAUCACCAUCGCCGGCAGCGAGCACAUGGCGCACUUCUUCGCGGCGGCGCGCUGGCUCGCGCGGCAGCAGCGCGCGCGCUCGGGCGGCUGGCCCAUCCCCGUGCGGCGCCGCAUCGCCGCCGGCGUCGCCGAGCUGCGGCCGGGCUGGCACUCGGCCAUGAGCCAGGGGCACGCGAUGUCGGUGCUGGCGCGCGCGUACCACCGCAGCGGCGACGCGGGCUACCUGCGCGCCGCCCAGCGCGCGCUGCGCCUGCUCGACGUGCCCAGCGCCGCCGGCGGCGUCAAGGCGCUCUGGAUGGACAAGCACGUCUGCGGCGACGCCGGCUACCUGCGCGCCGCCCAGCGCGCGCUGCGCCUGCUCGACGUGCCCAGCGCCGCCGGCGGCGUCAAGGCGCUCUGGAUGGACAAGCACGUCUGGUACGAGGAGUACCCGACGAAGCCACCGCUCUUCGUGCUGAACGGGUUCAUCUACACGUUGCUGGGACUGUACGACGUGCACGCGGCCGAAGGCGACAACACGGUCUCGCUCGCGCGCAAGCUGUUCGACGACGGCAUCGCAAGCCUCAAGGCGCUGCUGCCGCUCUACGACACCGGCGGCGGCAGCUUCUACGACCUGCGCCACUUCACGCUCGGGGUAAGCCCCAACAUCGCGCGGUGGGACUACCACGCCACGCACGUCAACCAGUUAUACCUGCUAGCGGGCCUGGACGACGACCCCAUCCUCAUCAACACGGCGCGCCGCUGGGAAGGGUACAUGCAAGGCAAGAGGGCGGCGCACAACUGAACCCACUCACGAAGAACCCAGGGAGAAACCUCUUCGAACGUGGUCGCCACGGUAUACCAAGUAUACGAGUCGCGUAAUCCCACGGCAACGACGAAACAAAACAAUAUCGCGGCGCGGUAAGUCGAAUCUCGAAUAUUACAAAAGACGUUCGAUUCAAGUCUGGAAUCAUUUCUGCUCUCGCUGCAGUCAGACGACUUUAUUGAGUUAUCUGUUACGUAUUCAAUAUUUAGUUUUAGUAUCGAGACUUUCGUGUGGAGAAGGCGGUUAGUGCUAUACUAACCUAGUAAUUUGAAAGUUUACGUUUAUUUAUAAAGAAACGAUCUUUCAACUAAAACUGUUGUAUAGAUAAUAUGACAUUCUAUGAUAAACUAUAAAACAUAUUGGGAAGCCAAUGUCGAAUUGUCGACAUAGUGGUAUUUAUACUCUCAUUUAAUGGGAAAUGGGUAAUGCUGCCAAAAGACUGUUAUACGAAUUGGCGAAAACUCUAAUCACAAAUAUAGACUUUUUAUCAUAUUUCAUUGCAGUUGUUUAAAAUAUAAAUAAUCACAAGAAUAUUACAAAAUAAACAAUCUACUUAAAUUAAGAAAAUCUGUUUAGUCUAGUAUCUGCUUUUAGACUCUUGGAAAUGUGCAUGAAACUUCUAUGAUAGAU